Entrophospora candida is the source of this 3576-nucleotide messenger RNA. NCBI's taxonomy places the organism in Eukaryota, Fungi, Glomeromycota, Glomeromycetes, Entrophosporales, Entrophosporaceae. The record is from the annotation of a GenBank genome assembly.
AUGGGUCGUAAAGAAUUCAUAGAAGAUGUGAAAAAACUUAAAGAACAUUUUCGAAGUUUAAAUCAAAGAAGUGCAUCUUUAGUAAAAGAUUUUGACUUUCAAGAUCCAGAAUUAAGUUUUAAAUUUGAAUACAAACGUGGAAAAUCGUUCACGGUACAGAUCUUCGUGAACGAUGGAAGUGAAGAAGAUGCAAAUUCUGCGGCCAAAUGUUUAUCAAAUGUUUGUGUUGAUAACAAAUCUGUGUGUGAAAUUGUAGCGACAAUAGUUCCAAAACUAUGUGAUCAUUUCAAGAUUGCACUUCCAAGAGAUUUGUCAAUGAGCUCAUUAAAAAAGUUCUGUCGACUUCCUAGUAUUUCUUCGACAGAUUUACGAAAACCUAUUCCACAACCAUUAACUUUGGUUAAUCCUAGAGAAGAAUCUUCUGGAAAAGCCUCAAAAUCAAUAGCUCAGACUCCUUUAUUGUUAUUGAAUAGGGAUAUGUCAGAAGUUAGACAUUUCAAAUACAAUGCUGAAUUACUUUGUGCUGAUGAAAUGGGAUUUAAAAUAGCUGUAUCAAUGCCAGUCUCACGACUUGGACUUAGUCUAGAAGCUUGUGAUGCAUGGAAUUUAGAUCCAGAUAGAUUUAUAGUUUGUACAAUGCAAUUUUCACCUAGUUAUAUUGAUUUACAAGGUGUUAUUUCUAAUGCCUGUCAGACUAAAGCCUACUUAAUUAAGGAAGCUGGCUUAAGUGGUGGUUAUAAUACAAUAAAAGAAUCUUUGAAGAAACAAUUUCCUGUUAACUUUGCAGUAAUGACAUCAUCUUUGCCAAGGGGCAUGCCUAGUCAAUCACACCAUAAAGACGAGAAUUUAGAAAACGAUCAUUUUAUUUUGUCGUGGACUUUAACAGAACUUUUGGGUGAUAAAUUUUUUGAUAUGCUGUGUGAUCGUAUAUGGUUUGGAAUUGGCUGGUCAGGUGCAGAAUAUGCUGAUCUUAUAAGAAAAAGAGAACUGGUCUCUUCCUUUCUUAAUGAUGAAAAAUCAAUAUAUGAUGGACAAAUAGAUGAUUGUCUAACUCAGGAUGAACAAUCACACGCUGUGCUUUAUUAUCUUGAAUCAGAAAAGAUGGAAUCAUCUAGUGCUUCUAGGAAUCAAAAUUUUCUUUUACUAUUAUUACAAUUCCUUCGUCGAAGGAUUUUGCUUUCAACGAGAUAUUGUCUUACUUGUCAUUAUCCUCACACGGAAUCUGUGUCAUCAAUACGACCUUUUGUUUGCGGCAGUGCGUUGUGUCAACAUCAAGCUUUAGUGGGAUUAGGAAAUCUUUUCGAAUACGAUUUGAUCAAUAGUCCUGUUGUUGUUGAUUUAUUAAUAUCGUUGUGUCAUAUAGCAAUUUCUUUAUCAAAUCUUAAUCCUUGUCCAUCUAAGGCAAUUGGGGUCACCAUAUCAUCAAAACACACUGUUCAAAACUCUUUAAUAGUAAGUUGGGAUGCAAACCAAGGAACCAUUGGUAUUCCAACCGAAAAGGGAUAUAGAGUUUCUGGAUGGAAAACUUUUGAGGGUGAGGUCUGUGUUAAUGAUUUGUUGGAGGUUUAUCAUCCAGAAAAUGAACAACCUUUCACUGUUAAUCGUUGUAGUCCAACAACAACCGUACGUGUUCUAGAGGUUUCAACAAAUUUUAUAAUUACCGACUUUCCCAUAAUUGUACCAAAAACAUCUGUUCCUACUAGACAUGUUUACUUACCAUUCCGGGUAUAUCGUCGAGAAGAAAAAAAUUUUUUAAAUUAUGACGACACACCAAAUUAUAAACUUUUAAAACACGUUAUCGCUCUAUUUCCUUCUGUACGUGUAAUGGUAGAGUAUGCCAAAAAAAAGACUCUAAAAUCCGAACUUGAUAAAUUAGAUCCUUUAUUAUUUCCUUUGCUAUCAUGGAUAAUCUCUUCGAAUAGGACACAUUUACGUUUAUUGGAAUCUGAAGAUGAAAAGGUUCAAUUAAAUGAUACUAAUCCAACAAAUGGCAACUGGAAACAAUUUGUCAUGAUAAUGAGUUCGCCUGAGAAAGAACAGACCUUUCAAAAUGAAAAGGAAAAACUAACAAUUGAAAGAGGGGGUCAAUCUUCAGGUGAAUUGUAUGCUUUUCAUGGUUCACCGAUCCAAAAUUGGCAUUCAAUUAUUCGAACGUCAUUAAACACAAAGAAAGUUUCUCAUGGUCGAGUUUACGGUGAUGGUAUUUAUCAUUCACUUCAAGCUGCAACUUCUACGUCAUAUACUGGAGCUUCUCACCACAGGUUCGAUACUUAUAAUUGGAAAAACUCCAUGUUAAAUGUGAUAAAGUGUAUGGCAUUAUGUGAAAUUAUCAAUAGGCCAACAGAGUUUACAAGUACACAUCCACAUUUGGUUGUUAAAGAUGAAUCAUGGGUUACUACAAGAUAUCUUUUUGUUGAAUGUCGCCAAGAACCGAUAGAGAUUUUAAGUGAAGAUCCUAGUCAUGAUUGGUCAAUAAGUUCUAAUCAAAAUAACCCAUCUUAUUAUAAAUUGCAACCAUCAGUUACGUUAAAUCGCAGUCCAAAAAACAAUGUUGUCGUAUACAUAACUUUAGACCCGAAAUACACUCCCAUAUGGCUUAAUGGUCAACAACUAAAAAUCCCAAAAUGUGAUUUCUCAAUUAUUAGCAAUGAUUUACCUAUAAACGGAUCACAUAAUGUUGGAGAAUUCUUUUAUAAUCCAAUAGAGCAUCAAAAAUUGAUUUCUGAUACUUCUUUAAAUUCAACGAACAAAGGGUCGAUAUUUGAUGAUAAUAUUGACGAGGAAGAUGAAUUUAACGAAGAUUAUACAGAAGAUUCCGAGAUGAAUGAACUAGAUGAUAGCGAUGACCAAAUUAAUUCAGAUUUUGAUGAGUUUGAAGAUGAUGAAUUCAAUUUUGAAGAUGAUGACAAUGGCAAUGAAGGUGGUAAAAAGAGGAAAAAAGAGGAAGAAGAAUAUUCAAAUAGUUUUGAUCCAACAUUAUUGCCACUUCCUGAGUGCUCUUCAAAAGCAGCAACGCAAAGAAUAUGUCGUGAAUUAAAAUCAAUUAUACAAAGACAAAAUGGCGAUUCAAAUGAUUCAAAUGAUUAUUUGGGAUUCUUUGUUAAUGUUGACUUAAUACAAUCAGUUUAUCAAUGGGUUGUACAACUUAAAGAUUUCGACCGAAAUUUACCAUUAGCUCAAGACAUGGUUAGAAAUAAAAUUAACACUAUUGAUCUUGAGGUUAGAUUUGCACCAGAUUAUCCAUUCGUACCACCAUAUAUACGUGUCAUAAGACCAAGACUUUUAAGAUUUGCCGAUGGCGGUGGCGGUCAUGUAACUGCUGGAGGAUCUAUUUGUAUGGAUCUUUUGACACUUGGUAAUCAACACGAAAGUGGCUGGUCAUCUGCAUACACAAUGGAGGCUGUUUUACUACAAGUUAAAAUGGCAUUGAGCUCAUUAGAACCAAGACCUGCUAGACUUGAUCGUCAGUGGUAUACUGAGUAUAGUCCUGCUGAGGCAAUUGAGUCAUAUAUCAGGGUAGCCAAUCAACACAACUGGUCUGUCCCGCCACAUUGGGCAGCGUUAUUUGGUCGUUAA